Molecule: messenger RNA, 3144 nt
Organism: Protobothrops mucrosquamatus (brown spotted pit viper)
Lineage: Eukaryota; Metazoa; Chordata; Lepidosauria; Squamata; Viperidae
Product: probable cation-transporting ATPase 13A3
Exons: 27
Coding region: 25-3144 (1039 amino acids)
Biological process (GO): intracellular calcium ion homeostasis; polyamine transmembrane transport
Cellular component (GO): late endosome membrane
Molecular function (GO): ATP binding; ATP hydrolysis activity; ATPase-coupled monoatomic cation transmembrane transporter activity
Source: RefSeq, a predicted model, not a curated record
CGCAGCACCCAAGACUACCGGAAAAUGUUCUACGGCGCCAACAAGAUCGACGUUCAAGUGCCUUCCCUGGCCCACCUCCUCAUCAAAGAGGUCCUGAAUCCUUUCUACAUUUUCCAAGCCUUCAGCGUCCUCCUGUGGUCCCUGGACGACUAUUACCUCUACGCGUCCACCAUCCUCUUCAUGUCCUUCGUCUCCAUCGGCUCCUCCCUCUACACCAUCCGCAAGCAAUAUGUGCUGCUCCACGGAAUGGUUUCGGCCCACAACGUCGUCCGGGUCACCGUCGUCCGAGGACCCUGUGAAAUGGAAGCCAUAUUCUCCACGGAGCUGGUGCCGGGGGACGUCAUUCUGGUGCCUCCCGAGGGACUCACCAUGCCGUGCGACGCGGUGCUGCUGAGUGGGACGGCCAUUGUCAACGAGAGCAUGUUGACAGGGGAAAGCGUCCCCGUCACGAAGACAGCCUUGCCCGUCCCAGCCCAGGAAGGCGGGCCCCUCCGGGAUCCGGUUUACGACCCAGACGAACACAAGCGGCACACGCUCUUCUGCGGCACCUCCGUCAUCCAAACACGGUACUACUCCGGAGAGCCGGUACGGGCACUGGUGAUCCGGACAGGCUUCUCCACCUCCAAGGGGCAGCUCGUUUGUUCCAUCCUGUUCCCGAAGCCCACCGAUUUCCGCCUCUUCCGGGACGCUUUCCGCUUCCUCCUCUGCCUGGUGGGCGUGGCUGGCAUCGGCAUGCUGUACUCCGUGAUCCGCAGCAUCCAACAGGCCGAGCCCGUUGGCCGCAUCGUGCUGGAAUCCCUGGACAUCCUCACCAUCACGGUGCCCCCCGCCUUGCCGGCAGCCAUGACGGCCGGGGUGGUCUACGCCCAGCGGCGCCUGCGCCGAAAGCAGAUCUUCUCCCUCAGCCCCCAGCGCAUCAACCUCUGUGGGCAGCUCAACCUGAUGUGCUUCGACAAGACCGGCACCUUGACCGAAGACGGCCUGGACUUCUGGGGGUUCGUGCAAGCGCAGGAGGGCCGCUUCCUCCCGAUGGGGCGAGAUGUCCGUGAGCCCCGCCUGGCCAGUUCCCCGUUUGUUGCCGCCAUGGCCGCCUGCCACUCGCUCACCACCCUGGAGGGCCGCCUCUCAGGAGACCCCCUCGACCUCAGGAUGUUCGCGGCCACCGGCUGGAUCCUGGAGGAGCCCACCCAGGAGGAAACGGCCCUCCACGACCGAAUCCAGCCCACCGUUGUCCACCCACCAGGCUGCCGGCUCCCAGCACCCUCAGAGGCACCGACUGGGGACAAGGAGCUUCUGGACCUGAUGGUAAGCAGCCAGAUUGGCAUCUUGGCGCAGUACCCCUUCUCCUCCGGCCUGCGGCGCAUGUGUGUCGUGACGCGUACGCUGGGCGAGAAGCACCUGAUGGCCUACAUGAAAGGCGCGCCGGAGACGGUGGGCAGUCUCUGCCGCAAGGAGACCGUUCCAGACGACUUCUCCUCUAUGCUGGAGUCCUACACGCGAGGAGGACUGCGUGUCAUCGCUCUGGCCAGCCGCCGGCUGGAAAGCAAAUACAUGUGGCACAAAAUCCACCACCUUUCCCGAGACGCCGUGGAGCUCAACAUGGACUUCCUGGGGUUUGUCCUGCUGCAGAACAAGUUGAAGCCGGAAACGGUGCCGAUCCUGGCCGAGCUACGGCGGGCCUGCAUCCGCUCCGUCAUGGUGACCGGAGACAACCUCUUGACCGCCAUUUCCGUGGGCCGGGAGUGUGGCAUGAUCCCGUCCAAGGGCAAGGUGGUCCUGACGGAGGCUCUGCCCCCCAGGGACGGGCAGCCCGCAACCAUCCACUGGCAAUAUGCUGAUGAAUUCCCCACGGCGGACCCGGCACUGCUGGUGGACGACGCAGAUCCCCCCCCUGCUGCCCAGCCAGCCGUCCCGGACAUCAGCUACCAUUUUGCCAUGGGGGGGAAAUCCUUCGCGGUCCUCCUGGAUCACUUCCCAGACCUGCUGCCGAAGUUGUUGCUUUGUGGCACCAUCUAUGCCCGCAUGGCCCCCGAUCAGAAGACGCAGCUAGUGGAAGCCCUGCAGAAAAUGGACUACUGCGUGGGCAUGUGCGGAGAUGGCGCCAACGACUGCGGGGCUCUGAAGCGGGCACAGGCGGGCAUCUCCCUGUCGGAGCUGGAGGCCUCGGUGGCCUCCCCCUUCACCUCCAAGACCCCCAGCAUCGCCUGCGUGCCGGACCUCAUCCGGGAGGGCCGAGCUGCCCUGGUCACCUCCUUCUGCGUCUUCAAAUUCAUGUCGCUCUACAGCAUCAUCCAGUAUCUCAGCGUCCUGCUCCUCUACUCGGUUCUGGGCAACCUGGGAGACGUCCAGUACCUCUUCAUUGAUAUGGCGAUCAUCUUGUCUCUGGCCUUCAGCAUGAGCCUGAACAGCGCCUGGAGGGAGCUGGUCCCGCAACGGCCGCCCAGCAGCCUGGUCUCCCCGCAGCUGCUACUCUCCGUCCUCAGCCAGAUCCUCCUGUCGCUCGCCUUCCAGGUGGGGGCCUUCCUCCUCGUCCAGCAGCAGCCGUGGUACCCCCAGGAGCCAGGGAGCCCUUCCUGGGACUCUGCAGUGACCACUCUGGGUUCCCCCUUUAGGAGCUGCGGCGGCCUCCCCACCAACGGCUCAGCCCCCCCAAACGCCACUGCCCCCCGGGAGAUGGGGGGGCAUGACCCCGACUCCGUGCGCAGCUACGAAAACACGACCCUCUUCUUCAUCUCCUGCUUCCAGUACGUCUUCGUGGCCCUCGCCUUCUCCAAGGGACGCCCCUUCCGGCAGCCCACCCAGACCAACGGCCUCUUCCUGGCCUCUCUCCUCCUGGUGUCCAGCUUCCUCCUCCUGCUGCUGCUCUGGCCGCUGCCCGCCCUGGACCGGCUCUUCCAGCUGGCCUGCAUCCCCUACGAGUGGCGCCUGGUUCUGCUGCUUCUGGCCUUCAGCAACCUGGUGCUGUCCCUCUGCCUGGAGCUGGAGCUGGGGGAGGCGGCCCCUGUGUCUUCCUGCUGCCGGCAGGCGGCCCCCCGGGCCAAGUACCAGCGCCUGGCCCAGGAGCUCCUCUUCGACCCGGACUGGCCCCCGCAGCCCAAGACCAGCACGCGGGCGAGGGUGCCUCCCGCCGAGACCCACGCCUGA